AUGCUCAAGCCACCACCUUCAUAUACUAUAAGUUUUCAAUUGACGCGAAUAUGUCACCAGCAAGUAAAAAUUUCCUCAUCAAUCCUUAAUCUUAAUGUAUCAAGAAGAUAUUUGUCAUCUUCAAGGGAUUCAACUACAGAUUUUGAUUUUACAUCAAAUAUUCAAUUAGUUCCUCGUUGGAAAAAUAUAAAAAGUAAACUAGCACAAACUGCAACUACUGCAUUAUCCUGUACCAGUGAAGUUUCUCAAAAUUCACCAAUAUAUCAGAAUUUACCCUUCAAAGCAACACCAAAAGUUAAUUCUACUAAUUUAAAAUCUGCAUUAAAAGGAAAAGACUGGUUAUCGACAUAUUUUCAACUAACAAAACCACAUUUGACAUUUUUAGUAAUGUUGAGUAGUAUAUGUAGUUAUGCUCUUUCACCAUAUACUGCUGAUUUAACACAACUUAUAGCUUUAACGGUUGGAACAACACUAUGUUCGGGUAGCGCAAAUGCUAUUAAUAUGGGUAGGGAACCUUCUUUCGAUAGGCAGAUGACCAGAACGGCAAUGCGUCCUGUAGCUCGUGGCGCAUUAUCAUCAAAACAAGCUUUUAAAUUUGCUGCAGGUUGUGGAACUAUGGGUGGAGCUAUACUUUUAGCAGGCGUUAAUCCAGUAGUAAGCUUAUUAGGUGUUAGCAACAUUGCAUUAUAUGGUUGGCUAUAUACUUCAUUAAAGAGAACUUCAAUAUUAAAUACUUGGGUAGGUGGCUUGGUAGGAGCAAUCCCACCUUUGAUGGGGUGGGCAGCUGCAGCAAAUAUGCCUGCAUUAUCUCUUUUAGAUCCAGGGUGUUGGUGUCUAGCAGGUUUAUUAUAUGCUUGGCAAUUCCCACAUUUUAAUACUUUGAGCCAUGGAAUUCGUGAACAAUAUCGUAAAGCAGGGUAUAUUAUGACAGCUUGGAAAAAACCACUCUUAAAUGCAAGAGUUGCUGCCCGUUAUUCUCUUCUAAUGUUUCCGUUAUGUUUUGGUUUAACAUGGUAUGGGGUUACUGAUCAAUGGUUCCCAUGGGAUUCAGGUUUGGUAAAUGGCUGGCUAGCAUUUUGGUCUUGCCGUUUCUAUUGGCAACAAAGAAAAGUUAUUCUUGGCAAGUAUAAAGGUAAAAACUUAGAAGAAGCUAUUAUUAAAGUCAAUAAAUAUGCCAAGAAGGGUUUCUGGUGUAGUAUAGUUCAACUACCACUGGUACUGAUUUUGGCAAUCAUUCAUAAAAAAGGUAGAUGGGAUGGCGUUUUUGAAUAA
This is a messenger RNA of Henningerozyma blattae CBS 6284, 1272 nucleotides long. RefSeq names its product protoheme IX farnesyltransferase (gene COX10). The record is from RefSeq and is a predicted model, not a curated record. Gene Ontology annotation, biological process: heme biosynthetic process. NCBI's taxonomy places the organism in Eukaryota, Fungi, Ascomycota, Saccharomycetes, Saccharomycetales, Saccharomycetaceae. Gene Ontology annotation, molecular function: protoheme IX farnesyltransferase activity. Gene Ontology annotation, cellular component: mitochondrial membrane; mitochondrion. The transcript has a single exon. The coding region runs from base 1 to 1272 and encodes 423 amino acids.